Xiphophorus hellerii (green swordtail) is the source of this 4691-nucleotide messenger RNA. It is a transcript of the gene iffo2b, whose product is annotated as intermediate filament family orphan 2b. Lineage: Eukaryota; Metazoa; Chordata; Actinopteri; Cyprinodontiformes; Poeciliidae. The record is from RefSeq and is a predicted model, not a curated record.
UCAAACAGUAGAAAGCCAUUGCUAGGUUAUUACUUUUUAGUUAUCUUUCAUCAUGAGUUCCCUGUUUUUUUGCGAACCUCCGCUCGGUCCUGUCUGCAGCGGCUCCGGCGCGGUGACCAGCGCCCUGCGGAACGACCUGGGCUCCAACAUCCAUGUGCUAAAAACCCUCAACCUGCGCUUCCGGUGCUUCCUCGCCAAAGUCCACGAGUUGGAGCGGAGGAACAAGCUGCUGGAGAGCCAGCUGCAGCAAGCUCUGCAGCGGCCGCAGUGCCGACACCCGUUCGGCCGGGAGGUCGCCGUGCAGGACCGACGGUCCGAGUCCAGGCUGCCGGGUACCAUUUGGAGUUUCACCCACAUCCGGAGGCAAGGAGAGCGUUUCGAGACCCUGCACGGUCCCGGGGUGACGUGGACGCACCCGGACGGAGUCGGGGUGCAGAUCGACACCAUCACCCCAGAAGUGAGGGCUCUGUACAACGUGCUGGCUAAAGUGAAGCGAGAGAGAGACGAGUACAAGAGAAAAUGGGAGGAGGAGCUGUCCAAGCGAGAGCAACUGGAAUCCACUGUGGAAUCCCUACAGCAGAGCGCCCAGGAGUCGUCAGAGAUCCAGGAUGAGCUGAACGAGAAGGUGGACAGACUGAAGGCUGAGCUCGUGGUCUUCAAGAGCCUGAUGAGUGACCAAAUGACUGACCUGGACUCAAAGAUCCAGGAGAAAGCCAGGCGGGUGGACAUGGACAUCUGCAGGCGUAUUGACAUCACAGCCAAGCUGUGCGACGUGGCUCAGCAACGCAACUCGGAGGACAUGUCGAAAAUGUUCAACGUCAGCCCCGCCAGGUCGCUCCCAGAGAAGGGUGCUGCAGCGUGCUGCAGGAGAAAGGAACGUAAGACCGUCUCCGAUGAGGAGAACUCGGAGAUGGACGCUGAGCCAAGCACUUCUGAGGAGGAGGUUCCUGGAUCGCUCAACAUCACUGACGAGAUGAAACGCAUGCUCAACCAGCUGCGCGAGACGUUUGAAAUUGACGACGACUGCGACAGUCUGACGUGGGAGGAAAAUGAGGACACUCUCUUGCUCUGGGAGGAUUUCACAAACUACAACAUCCCGUGCACCAUCGCUGCAACGACCUGCGCGGCAGCCUGCCCCUGCGAAGGCAGCGCCGAAGCGGCUGAUCCCGAUUCCCAGGAUGGAAGUCUUGGCAGCCUCAUUGAUGAAACGGAGACCCUAUUUAAGAGCAGGGAGAAGGAGUACCAGGAGACCAUCGGACAGAUUGAGAUGGAGCUGGCCACAGCAAAGAGCGACAUGAACCGACAUCUGCAUGAGUACAUGGAGAUGUGCAGCAUGAAAAGGGGCCUCGACGUGCAGAUGGAGACCUGUCGGCGGAUGAUUAAAGGCGGCAGGAACUCUCCUUCUUUCAGCUCGGUUGCCAGCAGCGACUCAGGGAACACAGAUGAGAUCCAGGACGAGAUCUCGGAUAAAGACGCAGAGACUGAAGUCCCGCUCAGUUGAUGGCUGCACAGCUGGCAUUUGUUCCAUUUCCUGUUGUCUGGCUCAAUUAGUCAUUGGAAUUUAAAUAUGAGCAAAAUGUCAUCCUGGCUGGGGGUGGAACAAGCUUAACAUGGUGCAGGCUCUGAACUGGUGCUUUUAUACUGUUUUUGCUGUUUGGAAAGUGGUGGUGGGGGGUGUCUUUGCUUCGUAAAUGCAGACACCAAGCUGUGCUCUCUUUCUUGCUGCUGAUUCCAGGGCUUCAAAUCAUUUUGCAGAGGAGAAAAAAAAUAUUUUAAACAAGCUGAAAAGUAUUUUCUAUCCAGUUAAGAUCCUUUUUUUCUAAAGGAAUUAAAUACAGUACAUAUUGUACUCCUCCAUUCACCAAAAUGAUUACUAUACAUCUCUUAGAUUGAGAAAUGUUUUGUUGCCCCUGAUUGAAAUACUCCCUUGAUUUUGUGUGAUCUGAACACAGGUGUGGCAUUUAAAGUCCAAAUUGAAGUGUUGCGGUUUUAGUGUCUUCUGUCAGGAAGACAAAGAAAAGAGGAGACAAAUGGUGUUGAAGUUCUGCUUGUUUCUGAGGGAGGGAACUCUGCAGGCUUGCCAAAGUCGACAGAGGGAAGGAGCACAGCCUUUUUUGUAAAUGCACCGGUGCACUACUGAAUUCUAUGCAACUUAGCGAGCCUUAUUCUGUUUUGGACUGGCUAUCACCCGUUUUAGCUUCUUUUACAGACAUUUGCCUCUUUUAAGGAAAGCAGGUAUUUUUUUAUGUCGUAUUGUAUUUGUUGGGGGCGUCAACUGGAACAGAGCCCCUAAAAUACUAUAGUACACUGCUUUGCAAAAGUGUUCAUAACCGUUGAGGUUCUUCAUGUUUUGCCACACUCCAACCAAAAAUGUUAUUGUUUCAUUGGGAUUUUAUGUGAUAGGCCAUCACAGGAGGUCCAUAAUAGUGAGUUACAUGUAAUAUCAUACAUUUUCAAAUUACAAUUUUUGAUUUUUUAGCAGCAGUAAAUGUGAAAAAUGUACUGUGCAGCUGUAUUCUGCUGUUCUGCACCGAUACUUUGCAGAGCCACUUUUUUUUACAGCUUUACACACAUUCAAAUUUGCAAAAUGGUCCAAACUGAGUACGAUUUUACAGAGUAUCUGUAAACAUCUAUUUAUAGAUUGAUGUUUAUGCCAAUCUAUAAGUUACACAUGCCGAAAGUUACAUAUCGGCAUUUGUAACUUUCCACAGUUAUUCAAUAAAAGUGUCACAGCAUAAUGCUGUGGGAAUGAGCACAGAAGCAUGAGCAUAGAAGAUGUUUUCAGUGAUAGUUUUCCGCACUAAAAUUGCUCAUAUCCAAAAAAAACCCCCAAAACUUAAAUUUUCAUCUGAUCUUCUAUAAAUGCCAGAUUUGUGGAGAACACAAAUAAAAACUAAUAAUUGACCUGUAAAGUUUGUGUCUCCCUGCAGCUGCUUAAAGUUACCGUAGAUCUCGUGGUUGCAUCAUACUCCAUUCAUUUGAGGAUAAUUGACUGAACAGAGCUCCCCCAUUCUAACAAUAUGUGUAUUUUAUAAUCUAAAAUACAGGUUUUAUUAAGAGUAAUGGGGGUUGAAACUCAUAACUCUUCAGAUUUGUAUUUUUUUCAUAACUGGCAAACCAAACGUCAUUUUCAUUUCACUUGACUACUUUGUUUUAGCUUUUCACAUAAAACCCCAAUAAAACACAUUGAUGUUGUUGACUGUAUUGUGACAAAAUUUGAACAAAGUUUAAAAGUAUGACUACUUAUGCAAGGACAGAGUAAGGCCAGGUGUUGCUUGCUGCUGAAGUAGGCAGUGCUCUGCUCUGAUUCAGAUAUGCUUCAUUAAAGAAAAGCCACUCGUCGCUUGAAAAUGAGAAAGACAGAGGAGUUGGAUUGUAAGAACCUAAAUCACUAAUGGUAAACAACUCCUUUCAGCUUUUCAUGCUAAACCAAAGGGCAUAUUUCACAUUAAGCUAAAUAAAAUACAUUUCAGCUGCUUUACUUUAGGUGAUUGUUGUCCAUAUCCUGCUGUUCUGGAGAGUCCUCUACAGGAGAGCAGAUUCCACUUAGUGCUUAGAUUUUUUUAGAACAGGGCUAGAAACAUCGGCCUGUACAUGAGCUCUGCCAGCAUGUGAUCGUAUAUACCCCAGAGGCCUUUUGUGUUUAUGCUAACUCAUUUUGCUGCAGUUUGAGGAAAUAAUCCAGCACAGAAACUAAUCAACGGAUAGAGAGAGAAUGAAUGUUGUUUUUUUUGUUUCAAUCAUCUGUUCAUUUUAGAUUUUGAGUGUGAUUUACUGGAUCCAAGAUUAAGUGAUACUUCUAUCUUGAAGUUUUCGGGGGCAGAAUAUUCUGAAGCAUGCUGAUGUGCAGAAAAGAAGUUAUGUGUCUUUUCUAAUAUAUAUUUUGAGCUAAAAAGCUGCAAUACAGACUGUGUACUGUCUGUCAUAUUUGUUACAAAACUAUUUGUGGCGAAAGGUGUAUUUUCUUUAACCAGACUGUGUUAACCAUUAGACUGUGUCGCUAUAUUAAGCUUUUAAUAACUUAAACAUAUUUGUUGCAAUUAUUUCUCAAUUACUAACACAAAACAAUACAAAAUUAACACAUGAAAACAGUGAAAAACAGCCUCUGCUAGUUGUCUUCAGAUGAUAUGAAACCAGCCUGAUGAGAAACAAAGAGCCAUUCUGUUUUUUCUACUGGACUGUGUGAAACCACUAUUUAACACUGUAUGGCCGCAGCAACCACGAACGGCAGGUCUGAGGUUUUUCUCGCUCAUCUGAUCAUCACACUAACCAGCCAACCAAAGCAAUCAUGUACAGCAACGUGAUGAAAUGAUUCUGACUCUGGAAAGUUGCGCAGACUCAGUCUCAGUGCACAUGCCAACCACACAGGGUUUUCCCAACAUCCAGUAUCUCCUGUAAACUACUGGAUGUCAGGUAAAACAUCUCCACUUUGCCACUACUUAAAGCAGGUUUCCCUCAUUUUAGUUCAAAAAGCCGUAGCGACUCUCAUUUGUUGAAUGUAGCUUGGUUGGAAGCCUUUAAAGACCUUAAAAUAAUGUAGCUGUUGAAAACACAGGGACACAUGACGUUUGGUUAUCUGCUGAGAACUUCAGUGUGAGUUUUGCUUUACUGAACGGGUUCUCAAGCUUACCACCAACAACGCGUAUGUAAAUUUGCUGGAUGUGAAUGUUUCAUAUAAAAGAAAAAAAAGG